Molecule: messenger RNA, 2979 nt
Organism: Scatophagus argus
Lineage: Eukaryota; Metazoa; Chordata; Actinopteri; Scatophagidae
Gene: hbp1
Product: HMG-box transcription factor 1
Exons: 11
Coding region: 598-1956 (452 amino acids)
Biological process (GO): regulation of transcription by RNA polymerase II
Cellular component (GO): nucleus
Molecular function (GO): RNA polymerase II cis-regulatory region sequence-specific DNA binding; DNA-binding transcription factor activity, RNA polymerase II-specific; RNA binding
Source: RefSeq, a predicted model, not a curated record
ACGGUUUGUCAGUUUUGGUUUGCAUGCAGCGACCGUUGAUUCGUUGUCAGAACGCAAAAUUGCCGAUAGAUCACCUUUGGCUUUUGUAAACUUAAUAUUUUGAUGUUCACAUUCUCUUUUUUGUUUUGACUUUUUUUUUUACUUUGCAGGUCGCCAACGACCAAUUGAUUUAGAAAAUAACAUUAAAUGUUUUACAAUGUCGUUGAUAUUCGGUCACAUUUUUUCAGCUUCGUGUUUUAGACCCCCUUUACGAUACUUUUCUAAGCGAAUUUCUGCUAUUUAGCACUUAAGCUACGCAGUUGUGAAUGAAUGAGCGCUGGUACGCAUGCUCCAAAUCCUUUCGAGUUUAUAAACAAGGCCUCCACGCAGCGUGUCACAUGACCAGUCACAGAGGUAUACUGUGUGGGUUCACAGACAAAGGAUUUCCGAAAGGCUGCUUACAUUUUCCGUUAUAUUGAGGCAAUGUAUAACUUGUCACGCAAUGGUAACAUGUUGUCAAGGCUGAAGUGGCAGAAUAUGAUGAUGGAAGCCGAAUAAACCGAAUAGGAGCCUGUUUUUUUUAAAGAAAAAGGGGGGAAACAGCAGAACAUUGUGAGAAUGGACGAAUCCUUUGAUCCACUCAAGUGUAAUGAGGACCUGCCUUCCUCACCUGGGUGUCACAUGGAUUAUGAUGACAUGCCAGAGCUGCAGGAGGUGGACGAGGACCAGAGAUCUCCAGGGUUAUUUCAGGUUGGAGCAGGAGUGUCUCACCAGGAGCUCAGCUGCUCCCCCAGCACCAACUGGCUCGCUGAACUAGCCAACAUUGCCACCAGUCCUCAGAGCCCCUUGCUGAAGAACGCCCCACAUAAGAGAUCAUCUCCAGUCCACAUCUUUGGCAACAGUAAUAGUUUACAUUCCUACGCCCGCCCCCCAUUAGCCAGUAGUGCACCCAACCCGUCCAGAGGCCACCUCAGGGAGCGCAGGCGUGUCAGGGCAAGCAGCGAAUCUGAAUCUGGAGUUUUCUCAAUGUCCUCGUCAUUUUCUGACGAUGAAGAUAUGGCCUGGUCUCACUCCUGGCCGUCCACAGCCUGGCAUUGCUUCCUUAAAGGAACUCGCCUGCGCUUCCAUAGAGGUCCUAAUGUGGAGUGGCAGGAAGCUGAUGAACUUAGGGAUUCUGAUGACGACUCAGACGAUGAAACCAUGAUGCCAACCUCCUCCUCUCUUAAGAGAUACGGUUCAGAUGGGCUGAAGUUGGUGAGCCAUGAAGAGACGGUGUCUUUUAACCAGGCGGUUCUCAAGCUGACCUUUGACCCCGGCUCUCCCGAUGAUGGGAUGUUAACAGCUGAAUGCCGAUUGGAUCACCCAUUCUUUGUCAAAAAUAAAGGGUGGUCUUCCUUUUAUCCGAGCCUUACUGUGGUGCACCAUGGGAUCCCUUGUUAUGAAAUGCAGAUAGGUGAUGUUUGCCUGCCACCAAACCACCCAGAUGCUAUUAACUGCGACGACUCUGUUGUCUUUGACACUUUCAGAAGUUAUGACUUCACCCCACUAGAUUCCUCAGCCGUGUAUGUUCUGAGCAGUAUGGCUCGUCAACGCAGGACCUCCAUGUCUAGCGGGGGUGCUGUCAGUCCAGACUGUGAUAAACUUGAGCGCUCCAGCUCCCCACAAUCCUCAACAAGCAAAUCAAACAGGAGCCAAAACUCAGGGACAGCCAGUGGUGCCACGCCUACAAAAUGCAAGCGUCCAAUGAAUGCCUUCAUGCUCUUUGCCAAGAAGUACAGAGUGGAGUACACACAGAUGUAUCCUGGGAAGGACAACAGAGCCAUCAGUGUCAUUCUGGGUGACAAGUGGAAGAAGAUGAAGAGUGAGGAGAGGAGAAUGUACACCAUGGAGGCCAAGGCUUUAGCUGAGGAGCAGAAAAGACUCAAUCCAGACUGCUGGAAACGUAAAAGAACCAACUCAGGUUCCCAGCAGACUUAGAUAAUCCCCCAGAAUCCCCAGCUGCUGGUGUUUUGCCAUGGAUAGGUGCUGGACAGUGUCUGAUGGACCGCUUGAUGCAUCUUUGCUCUCCUGUAUUCUUGAGAUUCAACUGUGAUGCUGAAUUCACUUGCUUUUCGUAACCUUGAAACAUUAUUAGAGAAAAAAAACAAACAAAUUAUGAACUAUAAACAAAACAUGUAAUCUAGUCACUAACAGUGCAUAUAUUUUUGUAUAUCUUUAAUGUCAAUGAUGUCUUGUUUCCCUGAAAUUAGAAUGAACCAUCUCAUGUAUUUCAGGUUACUUCAUAUUCAAGGUUGAAAAAUGAGAGUCUGUGGUGCUAUGCUUCAAUGUAGAAGGAGCAGUAAACAACAAGUGUAUUUAUUAUUGUAAAAGGGGAAUUUUAGAUAACUUUUUCCAACUGUCCAUAUUGAUUAUAUUUGUAAAAUUCAAUAUAUUGCACAGAUUGGUAACCCUUUCAUACAUUUUGUAAUACAGUAUAUAUUCUGCAGCUGAACUAAGGCCAACAGUUUGUCAUACUGCCCUGCCAAGUCUUCAGAUCAGUUUCUGCCCAACCGCCUGGCCAUAUGUUACGGAGGCUUUCAGCAUGUGGUGGUGGGUUUACACUCAGUCACGAAGCACUUCAAGCCUUUGCUGUAAGUGCGUGUUCCUUUUGCACUUUAUAUAAAUAUGUAAUCUAAUCAUAUACAGCCAUUGUAUACUGGUGGAACCAUUUGUAUAAUACAGCUAGUAUCUUGGUAGUUAGCCCUUUGACACAAACACGGCCCAAGCAGCCAUGUUUUGCUUUCAGGUUGCCACUGUAUUUUAAGUGCUUUGUUCAUAAUGUACAGGUUUCACAGCCCUAACAACCUCUUGCACAAAAUAUCCUUGUAUCAUAUUAUAAAUACUUGUUUUUUUUUUUUUUAAACUUGCAUCUUAUCCAAGUCUUUUCAAGUGUAAACUGUAAUCACAGUAUCUGGGGAUGCUUGGCUUUGUGUUUGAAUACACGAUAUGGUUUUGCCUGUU